Molecule: messenger RNA, 1807 nt
Organism: Asterias rubens (European starfish)
Lineage: Eukaryota; Metazoa; Echinodermata; Asteroidea; Forcipulatida; Asteriidae
Exons: 4
Coding region: 441-1217 (258 amino acids)
Source: RefSeq, a predicted model, not a curated record
UGUCCUGAACCCUGAAGCUACACAACAUGGCGGCCAGAGUACAACUUUAGCUAAGACUUACUUUUUACUCCAAUCGCUCAUACUUUUACGUUCCUGCAAUUUGAGAUUAGGACUGUUAUACGUCUGACCUGCGUGGCGUGUCACUACUACUGUACUGUUACUUGACCCUCAGUUAUUUAUAAGAAGUUAAGAACGGGAUUAAGCUACCGAGCUGAGCUCAACGGAUUAGGCUCCUACUGGGCGUCCAGCAAACGGCCUUAGCUUUCAAAGAACUGCGAAGGACUUUCUCCGGGCGUGUACAACCUCUUCAUAAAAUAACUCUCAAAACGAGGACUUUUCAUCUGCUGCCAAGUUUUAUUAUCAACAGUUAGAGAUCAUGUGAGUGAAGAAAGAUUAUUUCAGCCAGAUGUGACAGUCUGAUUUUUAGGCCUAGAAAGCCGAUGCAAACUAUGAGUGAGCCACCAGCCUCCCCCUUGAGUCUCAAGCCAGCCGCCGACGGGUGGAACAGCAUGAGCUUAUCUCGUCUGACUUUCAGCGGUAAGGACAUCGGUAUCUCCAAGACCCUUGCAGCCCUGGGCGUUCUCGGCCUCAUAUCGAUGCUGCUGGGCGGCCUCUCGGUCCUGCUCUUGUUCUGCCUCAGCUACCGUCAGGACAACCCACCGUCGGAGGCAGACGCAUCCACCCGGGUCGGUGGAGUGGGAUGGUCAGUCCAUUUUAUUGACUCUAGUGUGGUGCUCGGGAGUUUGUGCAUCAUGCUGUGCUCUUGUAGUCUGGUGUCCAGUUCGGCACAGUGUUACUUUGCAGCGAAGAUGCUGAAACUGCCUCAGGGAGAGGAAAGAGCACAUCGUUUUCUUACCGACACGUCAGGAGCAAGAUUUCUAGCAAUUAGUUCAUUCUUUGCUGCAGUGCCAGUAUUCGUUACAGCUUUGGGCUUGUUCAUCAUUCACGAGUUUCGUCUGGUGCCUGCCGUCUUAUCAACGUCCUUCCUGGGUCUCGGUCUGAUAUUGAUGCUCGCUACAUUCAGUCACAGCGUGGUGUUAUGGAGGAGGGAACAAGACCUGAUUAUUCGCGGAGUCGGCGUGUUUGAGUACAACGGUACAUCGGCCAUCAGCAGCAGCGUGGAUGGGAGGGCGCCCUUUGCUUACACCAAUAACGUGAACACAAACUCUGAGACGGCGCCUGCUGCAGCAGAUAACAACUUAUCAACUCUUGUAUAAAAACUUGGGCUGAGUUCGGGCGGUGUGUUUUGGGGCCAAGAUUACUGUUUGCACACCCGAACGAUGAGAACAAUACACUCAGCACAAGAUCUGGGCUAACCAGCUUGCACAGUUUCUUGUUCAGGAAGUACGUCAUGCAUGCAGUGAGAGUGUGAUGCAUGAUGGGACUUGCAUUAACCAAGGAGCGUGUUUGACACGUUUGCCCAUCCCACCCAGCGCCUUUGGUUAAGGGAAGGCGCUGGGGUCGAGCGAGAUCACACACCACCUUCUGCGGGGAUAAGUCCAACAUCUUCCACAGGGUAUGUCGAGCAGUACGAGGUUGACCGCUCUCUCAGUGUAAACAUGGUUGGGAAUUUAUUAGGUAAACAUGGGACGAGGUUGAGAUCAUUCUUCGGGUGGAAGAUACAUGGACAGCAAUCCUACGUGUUUUUGAGGAUCAGGAACACACCGCCCGAACUAGGCCUAUAAGAGUCUUCAUGAUCGUUCCCAUGCGUAUCGCACCCGCAACGGAAUCGAUAGUUAAGGCCGAGUCACACUGCAACAAUAACGAAAACGAUAACGACAACGACGCAAAGAGAACGCAUUAUAUU